AGCAAAUAAAAUUUAGAGUUAAAAUUCAAAUCUAUUCCCAGGAAGAAUACAGCUUACAAGUUUGAGACUAAGUUUGACAGAAGUCUGCGAUUGGAUCAUGACUGUGGGGCCAGAGGUGGACAUGUCAUAUUUACGUAAGCAAGCCCGACAACUUGAAAAUGAGCUGGAUCUUAAACUGGUAUCGUUCAGUAAGCUUGGCACAAGCUACACACAGCGGGAGUUCACAAGCUCAGCCAAGGAGAAAGGGAAAGAUAGUGACAGUUCCCCUCUCCUGAACAAGUCCAGUAGCGAGCACAUGUUUGACACCAUGGGCAUGGAGAUAGAGCAGCUUCUGGCACGGCUGACAGAGACAAAUGACAAGAUGGCUGAAUACUCGCAGAGCAUCAGUCUGACAGCACCAAAUGCUGCCUUACUGCAUACGCUACAGCGACACAGGGACAUCUUGCAGGACUACUCACAUGAGUUCCAGAAGACGAAGGCGAAUAUCGCUGCACUCCAAGAGAGAGAGGACUUACUGGGAUCUGUAAGGAGAGACAUCAAUGCAUACAAGAACUCCUCUGGACUCAACAGACGCACAGAGUUGUAUCUCAAAGAACAUGAACAUAUUAGGAACUCAGAAAGAUUAGUGGAUGAACAGAUUAGCAUUGCCAUGGCAACUAAGGAAAACCUACAGGCCCAGAAGGGAUUUUUAGGGACGAUAUCUCAAAAAGUGAACGCCAUCUCAAAUAGGUUUCCGGUGAUUAACAGUCUGAUGCAGAGGAUCAACAUUCGAAAACGGCGAGACUCCAUCAUCUUAGGCGGUGUGAUAGCCAGCUGUAUUAUCCUGCUGCUGUUGUAUGCAUUCCAUUGACAGAGGAUACCAACAACAACAACAGAACUGAAUUCUGACCUUGACAUUGUGAUAUUUCUUCUGAUACACACUCACGCACAUGAUGGUGCAUUUUGUAGCAUGUGGCUGGAAGGUCAUUUCUCGUUCUGCUGUGAUGAUCAGAUGUUACAGUUAUCUCUCCGUUGGCUGAUCAGCUGGUAAUGCCAAAGGUGUUCAUGCAUGUGGAAUUGACGUUUGCCUGCAUUAAGCAGAAAACCAUGCAGUACUUGAUCCACAGCAGUCAGUUCGUUCGUGGAUUCCAGUGCAAUGUUUCUUCUUUAACUCCUAAAUUCCAGCAUUUUUUUUUUCUUUCUUUUUUGUGGUGGGGGCGGUGGGCUGUGUUUUUUAUUUUAAGCCAGAGAAGUAGUAUCAGCUCUCACAUAAAAACAGCCCACUUCUCACAAACCACAGCCUACAUUCUCACAAUUCUGUUGAUGUGGGUACAGUACAAUUCUCAUUCAGGAUCCACUGCUUCCAUUUCUCCUGGGAGGAAGAAGGUAAUAGUGCUCUUGUGUAGUGGUGCAUGAAGUUGGCCGAAUGUCAUACCACUUGAUGUGUCAAACACAUGGACAAGUUCACCUGCACAGCUUGCCAAAGGCUGGUGGUUUAUUACGGGCACGCUGGUUUCCUACAUUCGUAAGGACGGAGAAAAUAUGCUUGUGGUCAAUUCUCAACAAUCAAAAGUAAAAGACUGAAAAAAUUUGCUAAAUCUGCUUUCUACAACUUUCCUUGGAAAUAUCACCUUUUUGUGACUUAACAUCUAGGCACCAUCAGUUCUAGAAAUGUCUGAAAAAAAAAAUGCUUUCUAACAUCAAAAAGAAAAUAUAUAAAAUAAGUGAUGGUCCACAGUUUUGUGAAGAUGGCCAAAGCCAGAUUGAGCAGACUUUUUUACUGGACCAGAGACCAUGUGGGCUAAACUCAAGAGCUCACUUCCAUCUAUUUUGGAAGAGCAAUGCAUCAUUGUGCUCUUAGUAACUAUGUAGAGAAAGAGAACAAUUUGAAUUCCUGGCUUCAUCAAAGUGUUGAAGGAGUUGCCUGAUGUGAGCAGUGGUCAUGUGUGUAAAAAGAUACCUAGGGCUGAUGCCACAAAGCCAUUUCUGACUUGCAUGUAAUGGGAUACAGAAUCAACGCUAAUUGGCUGACAGUGCAGAUGGGAUUUCCUGGGUUAUAGCUUAAAUCUGCCAUUUCUAAAAUUCAUACUAAAUUUGGUGAGGGAGAGACACCAUCACAGGGAAGUCUUACAGCAGACAUUAAUCAGGGAUUCUGUACUGUAUCCCUUUGAAUCAAAACUUGAAAUAUGAUUUCAGGCAUUAUUUUUGGGCCUUCGAAAAAAAAAAGCAUUGACCACACCAUAAAUGUUACGUUACUAAAGACUAAUGUAUCAAUAUUUCAACAUCAAGUACCCAAAACAUGCCUUUGAUAUUGGGUAUUAAAAUUAGGAAUGGCUGUGUGGAAACGACCUCUAGUCUUCGCUAGAACCAUCAACUUCCAUCAUGAAACUUAUACUUACAUUUUAUUUAUAUAAAGGUGAAAUAUUGGAUUUUUAGAUAGGUUUGUAUAUAGAAAAUUUGGUAUUUCACGCUGUAUAUUAAUCUGACAUUACCUUUAUCUCAUCUGAUCACACUGACUUUUUACCUGUAGGACUACCAUGUUUCGUAGGUAAGGAUUCUGAGAAAAGUUGAGAUAGACACAGAACGUUGGACUGUAAAGCAUUUUCUUUUCAGAAAUGAUGCAUUUGAACUAAUGAAACUUUAAUUAAUGUUAAAUGUAACAUGAUCAAGCCAUAUGUUAUGGUAAUGAAACUCCCAUCUGAAUAGCCUUCCAUACAUGUAUGUAUAUCUAUAUCUCAUGAAACUGUACCUUGUUUUCUUCAGUGGGUACACCGAAGUGUUUCAAUGAAAACAUGUAAAAAUCUGGUGACAAUUUGAAUAAUGACUCAAUUUAAUUACCAUAAUAACACAAUUUAAUUACCAUGGGUUUUUUGUUAAUCAUUACCAUCAUUUUUUAUCACACUGUACAUGAAAAUUUGCUUAAUAUCAAAGUUUGCAAAUGUGCUGGAAAAUUUCAGCUCAAACAUGGUGAUAAAAUUUUGAUUUUUCGUUUAAAGCCUCUGUUGUCAUAAUCAUGAUUGUAGAGCAAUACAACCGUCAAAAAGUUUACUGCAAAAUUCAAUUGUUUCAGAAUACAUCACUUGCAAAUACUUAGCGUAUGGCUACUACCCUCUCUCUACUGCACUCAAAUACCCCUAAAAAGACACGACAAAAUUAAAACUUCAUCACAUUACACAUGUAUAUGCUACUCACACGAUUUCCUCACUUUUCCUUUGUUGUGAUUUGGUUUGUACAUAUGUUAUUAGACCUGUCAGAUUUUCAUGGUUGGUUUGUUGGGCUUGGAUAAAAUGACAGGAUGUCCUUCUUCAUGCCAUGGUUAUAAAAUGCUGGUCAUGUGUGCUGGAAAAUUACCACAGGUAUGGAAGGAGGAAAUUCAAUAGAAAUCUAACAUAUUAGCCUCAAACUUUGAAAAUGUACAGUUAUCUUUUAGACAGCCAGUUCUGAAGUGACCACUUAGCUGACACGCAAAACAACCUUCCCUAAAAGUAUUUGAAUGUGAUUCUGCAGAAGGAGAGAGCAUGUCCAGCUCUUUUUUGCAGAGCGCUGUCUGUCUGUUAGUAAGGUGGUAAUAAAAAUGUUCAGGUGAACCUCCGUAAUGUCAGUAUGAAAGGUGUAAUAAGUUGUUAUCCACCCGUCUACAUCAUGCCAAUGUUAAUUUAUGUACUUACUGUAUAUAUUUGUUUCAUCCAAGUGUAAUUCAAGUGGGAUCAGAGCACUAUUUAAAGAGGGGAUGUGAAUAUUUGGGGAUAUAGGCUACCAGGUGUAUUAUAUUCAUUGUAAAUAGUCACAUGAAUAAUAAAAAUAGUACAAAAUGUUUGAAA
Molecule: messenger RNA, 3800 nt
Organism: Liolophura sinensis
Lineage: Eukaryota; Metazoa; Mollusca; Polyplacophora; Chitonida; Chitonidae
Product: Golgi SNAP receptor complex member 1-like
Exons: 9
Coding region: 98-850 (250 amino acids)
Biological process (GO): inter-Golgi cisterna vesicle-mediated transport; endoplasmic reticulum to Golgi vesicle-mediated transport; vesicle fusion
Cellular component (GO): Golgi membrane; Golgi medial cisterna; cis-Golgi network
Molecular function (GO): SNAP receptor activity
Source: RefSeq, a predicted model, not a curated record